This is a messenger RNA of Cercopithifilaria johnstoni, 903 nucleotides long. Lineage: Eukaryota; Metazoa; Nematoda; Chromadorea; Rhabditida; Onchocercidae. The record is from the annotation of a GenBank genome assembly.
AUGGCGCAGAUAGCAAAUUCGGAGAUAACUUCAUCCUCUACUAUCGAUUCUAUUUCACAAGAAUGGAAAGAGAAGCCAAUUAUUCCGAAUGAGAUUUCGCAUGAUAGUACAUCGGUGGAUGAUAUCGUUCCACAACUUUGUUCGGCUUCUGAACAUGCUAUUAAUUUCAAUCCGGACGAGUAUCUUCGAUCAUUUUAUUCCAUACCAACAAACGAUGUAGCAAUGCAUACCAUACUUUUUUUUCUUCCCGGAAUUCUCUAUUGGAUUCCAGAAAAAAUUCGAACACUACUCGAUCUCGGAGCUGGUCCCACUGUUUAUGUGCCAAUAAUAUUCCGGAAACAUGCCAAGCACAUUUAUAGUGCAGAUUGUGCAGAAAAUAGUUGUGAUAUGGUGAAAAACUGGGCUGAAAAUAAGUCAUCAUUUGAGUGGACGGAAGUGUGCAAAUGGAUAGCCUGUAUUGAAAAUUCAAAUGAAGCACCGGCUGUCAUGGAACAGAACGCCCGCAGCAGAUUUAAAGCUGUUUUGAGAGCUGAUCUACAUGCUGAACCAAUCAUCAAGUGCGUGCAUUACAAAUGCUCAGACAACGAUAAUACCCCCCAACAAUUUCAUGUUGUCGUAUCCAUAUUUUGUUUAGAAUACUCCAGCGAAAAUCUGGAAGGUUACCGUCAUGCAGUUCGCAAUGCGGUAAGCUUGAUCGAACCAAAUGGAUUUUUGAUACAAGGUGGAGUUCUCCAAGCAAAUGACUAUUAUUUCGGGAGCAAACGGUACAGAUGUCAUUAUUUGACCAAGGAACAGGUUAUCGAAUCUCUAAGGGAAAACAACAUGGCAGUUGAGAAAGAUGGGAAUUUCAAAUGGUUUGAAUUCGACGAUGUAUUCCUCUUAAUCACCAAGAAGAAAGCAUGA